AUGCUCGCAUAUCCUACAGGAGGGGCGCUUGUCGUGGCCUUGACCUAUCCUGUUAUCUAUUACUUCCUCGACCCGAAAGGUCUUCGAAAAUACCCAAUCCCUUCGGUAGCAGCGAUUACGCCACUAUGGCAGAUGUACCACAACUGGUAUGGUGAGAAAUACAUUGCGGUCGACAAGGCACACAAACGAGUCGGCAAAGUAGUUCGGCUGGGACCAAAUCAUGUCUCGUUCUCAUCACCGCAAGCCUUCAAGGAUAUCUAUGGCCAUGGAACAACUGUCAGGAAGGACAUUUUCUAUGACAACCAAGCGGCUGGAAACCCAAACAUGGCCGAUGCCACGGAUAAAGAGGUACACAGGAACAAGAGGAGGAAUCUAGCGCACGUCUUCUCCCCCGGGAAGAUUACUGAAAUGGAGCCCCGAGUGAUGCAAGUCGUGCGCAAAUUACUUCGAGCCGUCGAGAUGAAGUCUCGGGGACUGCGCAUUGCAGACACCGACCGCUUUCCAGUCAAAGACGGAGUUUUCGACCUCCGCCCUUGGCUGAACAUGUUCUCUUACGAUGCCAUUACCAAUGUUUUCUGGUCACAGACGUACGGCUUUCUUGACCGUGGAGAUGACGAUUGCCCUGCUGAGCGCAGCGAUGGUACCAUCACCACAGUCCAUGCCAUGCACACCUUCCAUACAGGCGCGGCUCACAGCGUUCUGGUCGGCCACCUCUCACCGUUCUGGUAUGACCUUGUGCGCAAUAAAAUACUGGGUUGGACCGACCGCACCAAGUGUGGCAACACUUUCACAGACAUGGCCCGGUACCUCGCUCAUAGGCGCCUCGAGAGUCCUCCCCCAGAACCUGAUCUCUUCUCGAACCUUCCCACAAGCCCAACUGAGAAGAGAGAAACCCCUAUGUCAGACCGGGAAAUCAUUGCAGAGAGCUCAGUCAUGCUCAACGCCGGAAAUGAUACGACGCAAACUUCCUUGACCAAUAUCAUGUUCUACCUCGCGGGCCACCCAGCAGCACAGAAAAAGUUGCGUUCCAUCCUCCGCGAGAGUUUGGACCCAGAGCAGAUCCCAGUAGCGCCUUAUGAGACUCUUCGCCAUAUUUCCUAUCUGCGCGCCGUCAUAGAUGAGUCCUUCCGCAUGCAGGCGCCGCUUGGUACGGGCCUACCGCGGUUGACGACCAAGCCGAUAGUGAUAGACGGCGAGUCGAUUCCUGCCGGGGUGACGGUGUCAGCACAAACGUGGAGUCUCCAUCGUCGGGAAGACCUCUUCCGCCAUGCCAAUGAAUGGAUUCCGGAGCGGUGGCUGCCAUAUUGGGAGGAGUCGACAGAAACAGAGCGCCAAAACCUGAAGGAAUACGUGCUUCCGUUUAGUCUGGGGCCGAGGGCGUGCAUCGGACGAAACUUGGCAUACAUGGAGAUAAGUAUCUGCAUUGCUGCGUUGGUUCUGGCGUUCGAGUGGGAACUGCCGGAGAAAGGGCAAGUUUUGAGGCAUCAUGAACGAUUCAACUGCAAUCCCAUCGAACUGCCAAUACGGGCAAAGUAUCUACUAUGA
Molecule: messenger RNA, 1545 nt
Organism: Scedosporium apiospermum
Lineage: Eukaryota; Fungi; Ascomycota; Sordariomycetes; Microascales; Microascaceae
Exons: 2
Coding region: 1-1545 (514 amino acids)
Molecular function (GO): monooxygenase activity; heme binding; oxidoreductase activity, acting on paired donors, with incorporation or reduction of molecular oxygen
Source: RefSeq, a predicted model, not a curated record